Sorghum bicolor (sorghum) is the source of this 2646-nucleotide messenger RNA. RefSeq lists its product as uncharacterized. Gene Ontology annotation, molecular function: lipid binding. Lineage: Eukaryota; Viridiplantae; Streptophyta; Magnoliopsida; Poales; Poaceae. The coding region runs from base 754 to 2031 and encodes 425 amino acids. The record is from RefSeq and is a predicted model, not a curated record. The transcript has 6 exons.
CACCGCAGAGAAAAAAAGAACACGAGGACCUCGCGACUCCACCUCCAGCUCCUCCGUCCAGGCCUACCUCACCUCACCUCACCUCACCAGAGGAGUAUAUAUCUACUCCGCCCGCACCGGCUGAUCCCCUCGCCUCGCGAUCGCCACCACCAAUCCGGGCGGCCUGCUUGUCUUCUUCCUCCUCCCGGUUCAGCGAUUCCUUUUCGUCUUGGCGCGGGGCUCGACGCCAGAGGUGAUUGAGAGGACUCCAAUCCUUAUCCCCCACGCACCUCCCGCCUCGCCUCCGCCACACGUUCCGCGCCGUCCCCUCUCCACACCUCUCUCUCCAUCCAUCUCGCUCCUCUGGAUUCUUCCCACCCGCCCGAUUCCCUUCUUCGGCUUGCGUUGCGCCUCUCCUCCUCCUCCUCCUCCUCCCCCUUCUUUUCUUCCUCAUCAAUCACUCAUCACUGCUACUACUUCGUUGGUUCCCCCCAUUACCGGCCCACUGCCGCCGAGAGAGAUUUUGGUGUGCCUACUACCGAGUCUCAAUCCUAUACCCCAAAAACUCGGGAUUCUCUGCUGCUGCUGCUGCUGCUACUACUACCAGUACUAUUAUCCUCCCGUUGGCCGGAACGGAAUCGGUUCUGUGCCGGUGAGUUGCCGCGGCGGAUACAACGCGUUUCCGCGAGGAUUCCGCGUGGUGAAAGAAAGAAAGAUCAGGUCUUUUCUGCGGAUUUCCGUUGUUACCGAACAGAGGGAGAGAAGGAGAGAGAGAUGUCGGCUCUCCUCGAUCUAUUGAUGGGGAUCCUCCGGCAGCAGACCAUCGGCGGCGCCGCGCUGGAGCUCGCCGCGAUAGCGGCGCCGCUGUGGCUCGCCGCGCUCGUCGGCCUCCUCAUCGGCUGGGCGUGGCGCCCGAGGUGGGCGGGGGUCGUCGUCGGCGUCGGCGGCGGCGGCGGCGACAACAACGCACAGCACCAGGCGGCGGCGCACCUCCUCCCUACGCCGCCCCCUCCUCCUCCGGCGCGCGCCACCGCCACCGCGGUGGUCUCUCGCAACGAGGCGCCCGCUGUCGUCCCGAGGACUGUGGUGGCUCCUGCGGCGGCGGCGCCCGAGGACGAGCAGCUGGCGGUCAACACCGGCGACUUGAUGCACCUCUGGCGGCUCGUCGAGGAGAAGGACGGUGGUCCGUCGUGGAUUCACAUGAUGGAUCGCACCUUGCCCACCAUGAGAUACCAAGCCUGGCGGAGAGACCCACCGAAUGGUCCGCCACAGUAUCGCAGUAGCACUAUCUUUGAGGAUGCGUCACCAGAGGUUGUGAGAGAUUUCUUCUGGGACGAUGAGUUCCGGAUUAAGAACAGCUGGGAUGACAUGCUUCUUCAGCACGAGACACUGGAGGAAUGCACCAGGACUGGAACCUUGGUUGUCCGGUGGGUCAGGAAGUUCCCAUUCUUCUGCAGCGACAGGGAGUACAUCAUAGGUCGCAGGAUAUGGGCAUCUGGAAAGACGUUUUACUGUGUCACCAAGGGUGUGCCUCGACCCUCUGUUCCAAGACAUAACAAACCUCGACGUGUGGACUUAUACUACUCUAGCUGGUGCAUCCGUCCAGUUGAAUCAAGGAAAGGCGAUGGUUCAAUGACUGCAUGUGAGGUGCUCUUAUUCCAUCACGAAGAUAUGGGGAUUCCAUGGGAGAUUGCAAAGCUUGGUGUCCGGCAGGGGAUGUGGGGCUGCGUCAAAAGGAUAGAGCCUGGCCUUCGGGCAUACCAAGUUGCAAGGACCGCUGGAGAGCCUAUUUCGAAAUGUGCUGCCAUGGCACAUGUCACCACCAGGUUCAAUGCGGAUGAGCUCAUUACAGAAGAGAACACAGAGGGCAGUUCAUCCAACAACACAGAGGUCGAGAAGCCAAAGCACUGGACAAACAAUAUACCCAAGGUUCUCAUGAUAGGCGGUGCCGUCGCCCUGGCUUGCACCUUUGACGGUGGAUUGUUGACCAAGGCCGUCAUAUUCGGCACGGCGAGAAGGUUUGCAGGGCCAGGAGGGCCAGGAAGGCGGUAGGUGGAUGGAGCUGGUUACCGUAGAGCAAUGCCACCCUUGUCAUGUAGCAAAGCUAUGCGUGGAAGUGCCCCAAACAAUCUUUUUGUAGCAAUACAUUGCAGAGGACGGAAUGCCGUGUCUAGAUGUUCAGUGUAGACAUCCUCAUGCUGCAGAUAAGGUGGUGUGCUCAUAUUAGGUCAGUUGAGAAAAUAGAUCCUGCACAUUCCAGAAAAGGAAAUCGGCGGAAAGAUCCAGCGACACAGACCGGACAUACAUCUGUUGCUGCAGUCGCCGCGGGUUAGAGCCAGCUGGUUAGGUUAGAACUAUAGCAUUAUUUUGAGGACAAGUGUGAAGAGUUGGUAAAGAGAACAGCCGUAUGAUGUAAGAUGUACUAGGUUCAUGUUACAAAAUACACUGCUGUUUAGUAGUUAAUAACAAGAACAAGAAUUCUGCCUUUUGUACCUAUGUGGCAUCUAUUUGCUCGUCCGGUCUUCCCUAUGGAUACUAGACGUUGACCUUUUGACAGUUGCUGCAGAAUUUUUUGACAGAGAAGUUUUUACCCAAUGCUGUGUCUAACUACACUAUGUAUCUUUGGAAUAAGACUAUUUUUUCCCCAAAGUUGGCAAAGCUUAUAAA